AUGGAUGCAACGGAGUGGAUCGAAGCCUUCAUCCGAGGGCUGAUGUGUCUGCUCGGGAUCCUGGGGAACAACUGGCUUUGUCUCCGUUCUCUCCCCGGACCCAAGUCCAGUCUCCGCACCAAUGAGGUCCUCUUCAUCAACCUGGCCGUCUCCAACCUCAUCACCAACUACCUGGUGGACCUGCCCGAUACCAUGGCUGACUUUGUUGGCUACUGGUUCCUGGGGGAAGCCUACUGCUGUGUGGUCCAGUUCUGCUCUGACCUGUCAGAGACCAGCAGUGUCUUCUCCACCUUGUUUAUUAGUGUGUUCUGGCACCAGAAGCUGGUGGGCUCUCUGAAACGCGGAGGAGCUCCGAUCCAGCUGGAUAGCCUCCGUCUCGUAGCCUGUCUCCUGGCUGGCAGCUGGACAGUGGCUGUGGUAUUCAGUGUUCCACAAUUAUUCUUUGUCCGGUUGGAGAGUGGUAAUGAGAGCCACGAUGACUGUAUAGAACUCUUUCCCUCCCAAACUGCAAGGCAGACCUAUGAGCCGUUGUAUCUGACCUUCGCUAACGCCCUCCCCAUCACUGGUAUAGCGUUUGCUAGCAUCCAGAUUGUGAUCACUCUGCUAAGGCACCAGGCAUGUAUCCAGGGCCUGACUUCGGACCAUCACAAGGGGACAGCUAAUUCUUUACCUAACAAUGGACCUUCAGUUGUACACAGCUCGAUCAGUUCCCCCCUCUACCAGGUCGAGAUCGGGGACAGCAUAGUCAGAGCUCCACCCGAUCUGAAGAGGUCCUCUCAGCCUCCAGCUAAGCCCAGACCAGGCUCAGGUACUCAGGUGAGGGCAGCCAAGAGCGUGGUGGCCGUGGCCACUGUGUUUGUGGUGUGCUGGGUGACCCACCUGCUGCUGAUGAUGGCCAGCAACAUCCACACGUCCUCCUUGGUGUUGGAGCUGGCCAGCUACAUCGGAUCCUCUUACACCUGCAUCAUCCCCUACAUCUUCCUCUAUGGAGUAAAAAAACUGUCUUUCUCCUGCAGAGGGUAGCUAGAUAUAGUCAUACACUCAUUUUCUAUUUAGUGGUAUCAAGUGCUUUGUAUAAUUGUUGCUCUUUUUAAAAUUGUAUUUAACUAGGCAAGUCAGUUAAGAACCAAUUCUUAUUUUCAAUGACUAGGAACAGUGGGUUAAGUGCCUUGUUCAGGGGCAGAAUGACAUAUUUUUAACCUUGUCAGCUCAGGGAGUUGAUCUUACAACCUUUCGGUUACUAGUCCAACACUCUAACCACUAGGCUAUCUGCCGCCCCAGAUGUCUUUAGGACAUCUGUGUUGCCUGAAAAUAAAUGAAAUUAGAUUGGCAUAUCGCCAUGAUUUCAUUAGUGUAGUUAUACUAGUGUAGACACAAAUUCAGUAUAUACACCAUCACGUCUGGGUGAACAUCAGUGAACUCCAACGACUCUCUGACAGAUCGAGCUAUUGAUGGUGACUGACAAUUAGAAGUGUGUUUAUGAUGGAAAUGUUGUCAACCCUGUAGAAUGUUAAGUUACAUAAAAUACACUAUAGAUAUAU
Molecule: messenger RNA, 1541 nt
Organism: Oncorhynchus nerka (sockeye salmon)
Lineage: Eukaryota; Metazoa; Chordata; Actinopteri; Salmoniformes; Salmonidae
Product: alpha-1A adrenergic receptor
Exons: 1
Coding region: 1-1023 (340 amino acids)
Biological process (GO): neuropeptide signaling pathway
Cellular component (GO): plasma membrane
Molecular function (GO): G protein-coupled peptide receptor activity
Source: RefSeq, a predicted model, not a curated record